Ilex paraguariensis (yerba mate) is the source of this 1975-nucleotide messenger RNA. NCBI's taxonomy places the organism in Eukaryota, Viridiplantae, Streptophyta, Magnoliopsida, Aquifoliales, Aquifoliaceae. The record is from the annotation of a GenBank genome assembly.
AUGCAAAUCAAAGCUGCGACCCAGAGGUGCCUUGUCACGAGGCAAUCUACGACCUCAACAUGGAUAUACUGUGCUAUAGGUUCUGCAGAUGGAGAUUAUGUUGACCGCGGCCAGCACAGCUUGGAAACUAUUAGUCUUCUGCUUGCUUUGAAGGUCGAGUAUCCCCAAAAUGUACAUCUAAUCCGUGGGAAUCAUGAAGCUGCAGAUAUCAAUGCCCUUUUUGGCUUUCGAAUUGAGUGCAUUGAACGCAUGGGUGAAAGAGAUGGAAUCUGGGCAUGGCAUCGGAUAAACAGAUUGUUCAACUGGCUCCCUCUGGCAGCAUUAAUUGAGAAAAAGAUCAUUUGUAUGCAUGGUGGGAUUGGGAGGUCAAUAAAUCAUGUUGAGCAAAUUGAGAAUCUUCAGCGUCCCAUUACGAUGGAAGCAGGCUCAAUUGUUCUCAUGGAUUUAUUGUGGUCUGACCCAACAGAAAAUGACAGUGUGGAAGGAUUACGACCAAAUGCAAGAGGUCCUGGGCUGGUUACCUUUGGGCCUGAUCGCGUGAUGGAAUUCUGCAACAACAAUGAUCUUCAACUGAUUGUACGGGCACACGAAUGUGUGAUGGAUGGCUUUGAGCGAUUUGCCCAGGGACAUUUAAUUACGCUUUUCUCAGCUACCAAUUACUGUGGCACAGCAAAUAAUGCUGGUGCAAUCUUAGUUUUGGGUAGAGAUCUUGUUGUGGUUCCAAAGCUUAUACAUCCGUUGCCACCAGCAAUUUCAUCACCAGAAGCUUCACCUGAACGUCAUAUAGAAGAUACAUGGAUGCAGGAGCUUAAUGCUAACAGACCACCGACACCAACUAGAGGCCGUCCUCAAAUUAUGGAACCCAGAUUGUUUCUCUAUGCUCCUCUCCUCCAGGCUUGCGCUAAUACCUGGAACAUUGGAAUUUUUCACUCAAUGGAUAAGCCCACAGAGGACGAAGAUCCCGAGUUUGAAAGCCACAUCUCAAAAGGCUGGCAGGUAGAAGUUACAGUCCUGUUUGUUUUUCCCGUCGGGUGGGUGGUGCUGGGCACAGCAAAUAAUGCUGGUGCAAUCUUAGUUUUGGGUAGAGAUCUUGUUGUGGUUCCAAAGCUUAUACAUCCGUUGCCACCAGCAAUUUCAUCACCAGAAGCUUCACCUGAACGUCAUAUAGAAGAUACAUGGAUGCAGGAGCUUAAUGCUAACAGACCACCGACACCAACUAGAGGCCGUCCUCAAGUUACUAAUGAUCGGGGUUCUCUUGCCUGGAUUUAGAUUAUGGAACCCAGAUUGUUUCUCUAUGCUCCUCUCCUCCAGGCUUGCGCUAAUACCUGGGUUUUCGGUGGUCUGUAUAUAGCAUGACACCAUUUGGGGGAUUCCCUGAACUUGUGAUCUUUGUUCCUGUUGGGUAUCUGAUGGAUUGCAGAACAUUGGAAUUUUUCACUCAAUGGAUAAGCCCACAGAGGACGAAGAUCCCGAGUUUGAAAGCCACAUCUCAAAAGGCUGGUAGUUUACUGUACUCGGAAUGUGAGAGCAGUUUGGGUUCCCAAAAAUUUCCCUUUGUACAUUGAGCCGCAGGCAGGUAGAAGUUACAGUCCUGUUUGUUUUUCCCGUCGGGUGGGUGGUGCUGGGUAUUUUUAUUGGUAGUUCUAUAUAUUUUUCAUCCCUCGUGUAGGUGUAUUAUUAUUAUUUUUUUUUUCAAAAAAGAGUUCAUGACGUCCCCCCCAUAUGUGAUUGGUCAGGUAUGGUGUGAAAAUCCUGGGCAUUCAUGUAUCAUAGAGGUAUUGCUUUGUUUAAUUUUUUUUUUGGUUUUCUGCUCUGUAGAAUGUAACUUUUGUGUGGAGAUAAGAGGCUCUUUUGCAUAUGUGAGAAGAUUGGACUCAUCGUCCAUUUUCACAGUUUUAUCUUUUUAUUUGCCAACUAUAUUCUCUUGAUAAUAGGCAGGAGGAACAAGCUUUGAGGCUCUGAUUCAGAAAAAUAG